Messenger RNA from Grosmannia clavigera kw1407, 939 nucleotides. Its product is annotated as 60S acidic ribosomal protein p0. Gene Ontology annotation, molecular function: structural constituent of ribosome; large ribosomal subunit rRNA binding. Gene Ontology annotation, cellular component: cytosolic large ribosomal subunit. The coding region runs from base 1 to 939 and encodes 312 amino acids. The transcript has 2 exons. Gene Ontology annotation, biological process: ribosomal large subunit assembly; cytoplasmic translation; ribosome biogenesis. NCBI's taxonomy places the organism in Eukaryota, Fungi, Ascomycota, Sordariomycetes, Ophiostomatales, Ophiostomataceae. The record is from RefSeq and is a predicted model, not a curated record.
AUGGGGGGCAAAACAUCAAACAAGGCGGGCUACUUCGACAAGCUCAAGGGCUUGUUGGAGGAGUACCAGUCCAUCUUCAUCGUCAGCGUGGACAAUGUCAGCUCGCAGCAGAUGCACGAGAUCCGGCAGUCGCUGCGCGGCCAGGGUGUGGUGCUGAUGGGCAAGAACACGAUGGUGCGCCGCGCGCUGCGGACGUUUGUCAUAGACUCGCCCGAGUACGAGCGCCUGCUGCCGUUUGUUAAGGGCAACGUCGGCUUUGUCUUUACGAACGCGGACCUGAAGGAGGUGCGCGACAAGAUCCUGUCGAACAAGGUGGCAGCACCGGCACGUGCAGGUGCAGUGGCCCCGGUGGACGUGUGGGUGCCGGCCGGCAACACCGGCAUGGAGCCCGGCAAGACAUCCUUCUUCCAGGCGCUCGGCGUGCCGACCAAGAUUGCCCGUGGUACUAUUGAGAUCACGACGGACCUGAAGCUCGUCGAGAGCGGCCUCAAGGUCGGUGCCUCGGAGGCGACGCUGCUGAACAUGCUCAACAUUUCGCCCUUUACGUACGGCAUGGGCAUCGCUCAGGUCUACGACCAGGGCAACGCCUUCCCGGCCUCGGUCCUGGACAUUGGCGAGGAGCAGCUCCUGGCCUCGUUCCAGUCGGCCAUUGCCACCAUCACCAGCAUCUCGCUGGCCCUCAACUACCCUACCCUGCCGUCUGUCAUCCACUCGCUCCUCAACAGCUACAAGAACGUGCUCGCUGUCGCCAUCGGCACCGAGUACAGCUGGGCUGCCAUCGAGGAGCUCAAGGACCGCAUCGCCAACCCGGAGGCCUAUGCUGCUGCUGCGCCGGCUGCCGCGGCCGAGGAGACCAAGGCCGAGACCAAGGCCGAGGAGAAGGAGGAGGAGGCCGAGGAGUCUGACUCUGACGGCGGCUUCGGCGGUCUCUUCGACUAA